GCAGAAGCUGGCUGGAGGCACGCUGGCAGGCACCCGGAGAAGCUGGAGCCCGAGGCUUUCUACUGCUGCUGCUGUCGCUGGAAGCGUGGGGAGGAUGGGGGGGAAGUGUGCACUAUGCCUUUAACGCCUGGGUACAGUAGACAUGUAUAGUGUGUAGUGUAGGGAAACUCUAGGCGGGGUUAAAGUUCAGCUCAUGGAGCUGAUCAGCGCUGGCUGCAGUUUAGCAGAGUUGGAAAUGUGAAAGCAAGAAGCAGGCUCGGUUCUUCCCCCUUUCUUUUUUUUUCUUCUCUCUCUCUUUCUCUCUCCCUCUUUCUAUUCCUCCCCCUCCCUUUCUCUCUCUCUCUCUCUCCCCUUCCCUCUCUCUCUCUCUCUCCCUCUCACACACCUCCAAGCCACAAACCCCCCACAGCAACCAUGUACUCUCCUCUCUGCCUUACCCAGGAUGAAUUUCAUCCCUUCAUUGAAGCACUUCUUCCCCAUGUUCGAGCAUUUGCGUACACCUGGUUCAACUUACAAGCUCGAAAGCGAAAAUACUUUAAAAAACACGAAAAGCGCAUGUCAAAAGAGGAAGAAAGAGUGGUGAAGGAUGAAUUGCUAAGCGAAAAACCUGAAGUUAAACAGAAAUGGGCAUCCAGACUUUUGGCAAAGCUUCGGAAAGACAUCAGGCCUGAAUAUCGGGAAGAUUUUGUUCUAACUGUGACAGGAAAAAAACCUCCUUGUUGUGUUCUUUCCAAUCCAGACCAGAAGGGCAAAAUGAGAAGAAUUGACUGUUUACGGCAAGCAGAUAAGGUCUGGAGGCUGGACCUUGUUAUGGUGAUUUUAUUUAAAGGUAUUCCGCUUGAAAGUACUGAUGGCGAACGCCUUGUAAAGUCCCCACAAUGCUCAAAUCCAGGGCUAUGUGUACAGCCCCAUCACAUAGGGGUUUCUGUUAAGGAACUCGAUUUAUAUUUGGCAUACUUUGUGCACGCAGCAGAUUCAAGUCAGUCAGAAAGUCCCAGCCAGCCAAGCGAAGCUGAUAUUAAGGACCAGCCUGAAAAUGGACAUUUGGGCUUCCAAGACAGUUUUGUCACAUCAGGUGUUUUCAGUGUCACUGAGCUAGUAAGAGUCUCUCAAACACCAAUAGCUGCAGGAACAGGCCCUAAUUUUUCACUCUCAGAUUUGGAAAGUUCCUCGUAUUACAGUAUGAGCCCAGGAGCAAUGAGGAGAUCUUUACCAAGCACCUCUUCUACCAGUUCCACAAAGCGUCUCAAAUCUGUAGAGGAUGAAAUGGACAGUCCUGGUGAAGAGCCAUUCUAUACCAGCCAAGGGCGGUCUCCAGGAAGUGGAAGUCAAUCAAGUGGAUGGCAUGAAGUGGAGCCAGGAUUGCCAUCGCCAACUACAUUAAAGAAGUCAGAGAAGUCUGGUUUCAGCAGUCCCUCGCCUUCACAGACCUCCUCCCUUGGAACGGCAUUCACCCAGCAUCAUCGACCUGUCAUUACAGGACCCAGAGCAAGUCCACACGCAACACCAUCGACUCUUCAUUUUCCAACAUCACCCAUUAUUCAACAGCCUGGGCCAUACUUCUCACACCCAGCAAUUCGCUAUCAUCCUCAGGAGACUCUGAAAGAGUUUGUCCAACUUGUCUGCCCGGAUGCUGGUCAGCAGGCUGGACAGGUGGGGUUCCUAAAUCCCAAUGGUAGCAGCCAAGGCAAGGUGCACAAUCCAUUCCUUCCAACCCCAAUGUUGCCACCACCGCCUCCACCCCCAAUGGCUAGGCCUGUGCCUCUUCCAGUGCCAGACACAAAGCCUCCAACCACGUCGACAGAAGGUGGUGCUGCCUCUCCCACAUCACCGACCUAUUCAACACCCAGCACCUCCCCUGCAAAUCGAUUCGUCAGUGUUGGACCACGGGAUCCAAGCUUUGUAAAUAUCCCUCAACAGACACAGUCCUGGUACCUGGGAUAAAACUCACAGCUUCCCACCAUCCAGCAGACAGACCAUCUCUUCCCCGUCCCAACUCUGUAACAUGGAAGCAGCCACAAAACAGUGUUGUUACUUCACGUCCAUGGAAGGGGAGCAGACAGAGAUUGACAACAAACAACUGCUCUUACUCAGAGACGGCAAACAUUAUGAUUGAGCAUCAAAGGCCGUAAUAUUGUGGGGGGAGGAGGGAGUUUGAGGGUUGGGGUUUUGGUUUGGUUUGAGUUUUUUUUUUUAAAAAAGAACACCUUAGUGACCGACGUAAUUUCUCAUAUGGUGCUGGAAAUGUUUGAGCUUCAUAUUUUUGAAGUGUUGCAAGUGGUAGUGUAAGAAUUAGGGACAUUGGGUAGCAGAGCGAGCCUGCUGGCUACUUACUGACUUGCUAUUGUAACCCUUUCCAUACAGCACCUAACUGUUUUACAGUAUUUUUUACUGAUUAAUUUCCCAUACGAGUGUGAGACUUACUGACAGAUCCGAAGAGCUACACAUAAAUAACUUUAUAGUAGCUGAGUUCUUCAGUAUGGAGCUUACAAGACAGUCGUGGGGCAUGUUUUUUUUCUGUAACAUAUCAGGAUUUUUUUAAAAUUUCGCAAUCAGCAAUUCAAUAUAUGACAUGAAUCAUAAGAUGGUUAUUGACAGGUUGGUUUUCCACACAAGUGGCAAAGAAAUAUAAAUCAUCAACCUACUACAGGUCAAAGAAAAAAGAAAAAAAAUUAAAUGCUGCACUUAACAUGAAACAUUUUUGACAAUUUUCAACAAUGACAUGAAAUUCAUAUGGAAAUGGGGAAGUUGGUCUGUUUUGAUAGAAACUGAUAGGAAUCAAUCAAAACAAUCGAAUUUUGAAUUGAGAAAAGUGCAAUUUCAUUCGAUAGCUAAAUAUCUUUGUAAGAUAGAGAUUGUUGAAAAUUCUAUUUUUGUUUUCCAAGUCCUUCCACCCCAGGACUCUAAAUUAUUGGGGUAAAAAAACAGCCUUGCAAGAAAAAAAAGGGGAGGGGCUAUUUUUGAUUUUUAUGUUUUUUAUUGUUAAACUUGUAUCCCUUUAAAACUGAAGGAAAUUUAAAACGUUCACACACAAAAUUUAAUGGUGCUUUUACCACAAUAUGUUAUCUUCAUUAAAUGCUAAUUAUUUUCUGUUAUCAAAGCACAUAAUUAAAAUUAAAUCAUAAUAUCUGUUCAUUAUAUAAGCUAAAAGUCAAUUAUAAUAGAGUAUGACAAUUCUGACAAAUCAUACAUGUUUCCGGCAAUAUAGGGUAUAUCACUUCUUAAAAUAUUUUGACCACAAUUUAAUGCAGAGCAAGACAUGUUUAAAAAGUAGCUUUAAGCAUUUUUUGUAACCUGCAUUGGAUUGAGGUCCUUAAUAUAAUAAGAGAGAUAGCUGUCCAGAAAGUAAAAUGCCUCUUGUGUCCCCGAACUGGCUGUUUCUUUUCUUUUCUUUCUGGACUGCAAAGGCAUCAGUAGAGAAGCAAAAUGUGGAUUUAUAUUUUAUGCCAGUUCAAAGUAAGGGCACUUGCUUAAAAAAAAAGUUUGGACCCCAAAUGUCCUGUAUCUUAUGUAAAAAAAAAUGAAAAAAAAAACGGCAAAAAACAGCAAAAAAAAAUGCAAGUGAUUUUUUUUUUCCCUAUCAGACAGCGGAGCACCCCUUUGCUUUCCAUGCAACUUUAAGAAGGUUUCCUAUAUUAUACAUAUAUAUACAUUCUGGUUGGCAAAUCUAGCUAAUCAGAGAAAGUCUCUGCAUGUUCUAGUGUUAGUAACUAAUUUUUAUAUAGUUAAUGUAGGGUAAAGUAGAGUGCAUUAAGACACAAUAUUGUAAUCCCUAAUCCAGGCACUUGCCUUUAAACUAUGUUUGUUCGGCCCUUCAGAAGGGUUUCUACUACUGUCCUAUACAAUCAAGUAAACUGAAUUUCUUGGGAAGACACUUUGCUCCUCAUCUUUUCCCUAAAAUUAUUUUUUUUUUGGUUUUGUUUUCUUGAUUUGCACGAAACAAAAUAAUAAUAAUAAUAAUUCCAUAUCAAUGUGCCUUGCCCUGGAUAGCGAUUAUUUGUGGAAUUGUUGCACAUGUUCCUCUAUUGAAAGGGUUAUUUUUUGCCACCUAGUCAAGCAUUUGGAGACACUUUUUUGUAAAUGUGACUUUUAUGUCCACCAUUGUCAGUUUCAGCAUCUUAGAAUACAGUAGAAUGUUAGUUGUUUCACAGAUAGGGGUAGUGUUUUCUUGUCCUGUACGGUCAGUGGCAGUGCUAUUCUGAUAUCUGUAGAUGCUAGAGUAUAUCAGUAUUUUUGAUGUGGCUGCAUUUUACAUUUUUUUUUGGAGUCUUCCUUUUGUUCGUUUUUAUUUUUAUUUUAUUUUUUCCCAGAUAUAUGAAAAUAUGCAAUACCUGCUUAUAUCAUGUAGAAGAAAAGCUUAGCAAUUCUUAAUUUUUCUUUUAAGUCUUUUUUUUUAAUUUGACCAAAGUCAGUGCUGCACUUGAAGCAGCGUGUUUUAGGUGUUUGUCUUUGUACUUUUUUUGUGUGUGAUUUUUGAAUGCACACGCAGGAAGGGCUCUUCUUAGAGAAGCAGUCAAACUGUGAAGCACUAAGCUGGACCCUGCUUCAAGCAGUUUUCGUUUUUCAAUUCUUCCUUUCACAAGCAAGCCUUAAAAAAAACACCUCCCAUUUUCUUCAAAUCCCACACCCAUUUUUAUUAGCAGAUUGCAAUCAAACCACAUUCAAUAAAAAGUAUAAAAUGCCCAUUUUUAUAUGCACGUUUUUAAACUUCCAAGUUCUGAAAAUUGUUUACUGGUUAUUCUCUAUUUAAAGAAAAAAAUGUUUUGGAUUUUCAUAUAUGUCAAAUAAGUGGUUGAGUAGUCAUUUGCUCUGUUGUAUUGUGUGAUUGUUAGUAUUAUGGUAUCACAUCCACUAGCCAGCAUCCUUUGCCUUCCCUAUAGCACUUAGCAGGGCAUUACCUUAUUAAGACAUAUGUGCACUAAAAAUAAAAAAAUUAGCAGCUUUCAGUGCUUCACAGUGAAGGGGGAAAAAAGCCUAGACAAACAUUUUGUCAGAACCUUGCUCUAAGCCAAGGUAUUACCAGUAAAUUGGUUGUAUAUACAACAAAAUUGCACCCUUUUUUAAAAAAAAGAAACAAAGCAAACUAAGCAAUAGUUUGGGCAGUUAGUUGUUUUUAGUAAGCAUGUGAUAGUCAUCGCCAGAAAGAGAGAGAAUCAAAGCUGCCCACUCAGAAGCUAUGUAAUGUGUAUGUUGUAUAGUUUUAUUGAUUACACUGAUUUAUUCUACCCUAUUUUAUAAUGCAGGACUUUUGUAAUGUUGUUUAAAUAAGGAAAAUUUCUGUCAAAUUAGCUUAGUGAAAUUCUGAUUGUUCGUUAUAAAGGCAGCAUUCAUAGAAUUGCUUUUUUUUUCCUUUGGGAACUGGAUUUAAGUUAAAAACUUUCCUGUUUCCUUUUUUGUAUGUAUUUAAAUACAGGUUUUUUUUCCUUCUCUCAAUAGUAUAGCAUAUUCCUAUGCUUGAGAAGUAUAGGCUACUGAAAAACCAUUGUAAAUGGACAUUACAGAUAUGCUGUAUUUUUGAAGAGGUUUUAUCAUAUUAAGGUGGUAAAGUUAGGGAAAUCUGAUUGGAAUCACACAAAACAAAUUGUUUUUAAAGGCUUUAAACAUUAGGCAUGUGAUCAAGGGUGUUUACCAACAGAAGCUGUAAAGCAUUAAAGACACUAAAUUGACAUUUGUUUCAUCUUAUUGUCAUGCAAUAACAGCAGUUUGAAUCUGUUCAGGUGUGGAGAACAGACUUUUCUUCCUCAAAGCAGAGUGGAGAAUAUAGAUCUGAAGGGAGAAUAAUUGCAUGGGGUGUGCAAUUGUCCUUAAUAGAAAAAUAAUCCUGGAUCACACGCUGCAGAAUCAGAUUAACAUACCCAUCGCCCAAUUCAAAACUGCUUUUUAUUCUUUGCACAAACAGCUUUUCUGCCCAAUGUCAUUCUUUCAAGAUGACCAGAUGCCCAACACCAACCCUUUUUCCUCCUUAUCCCAAAUAGAAACAGCAGUUCUUUCCUUGAAUUGACUUGACUAACAGAAAUUUUAUUCUCUUGAUCCCUUUUCCAAAAUAGGGCUUAGCUUAUUGUCAUCCUGCACACUCCCAAGAUAUUGCAUUAUGUAUUCAUUAAAAACCCAAUGCAAUCUUUCCCAACCUGAUGUUCUCCAAGAAUGUAGGACUAUGGUUCCUGUUAUCCCAGGAUAGCAUAGUCAGUGACCAUGUUUGCUCAUGAAGAUAAGAUGUAGAGACAAAUGUGGCUGGAAAAUCUUGAUUUGAGAAGGGCACCAGCCAUGGGGGUACCUUUUCUGUAAGAGGGUUUCCAGCCUUCUCUUUCAGGUUGACAAGUAAAGGAAUAGAACUGUUUUUUCAUCUUCACAGAAUUCAGUCAGCCCAGAGGAAUAUGCAAAAAUCCCUCUACCUACUUUUCUUUUAAUGUCUUCUCUUCGUUCCAUAUAGUUUUCAGUUUUGUAGUGACAGUAUUAAAUUUACUGUGCACACACACACACGAGAGAAAAGGCAGAAAAAAACCACCAUCCAAACACAUGGCAUAAAACUGAUCUCUUUUUUCCCUUGUGAUUUAAAAAAAAAAACAAAUGUCAAUAUUAUUCCUUGCAUUGUGUCUCUGGAAAUAUCUUUUUAUGGUUUUACUUUGGUAGAAGGCCUCCUUAGAACAAACAUUGCAAACCACAAUGGGGAUGAAAAUGUAAGGAGAGCUUCAAUGGCACCUAAAAGAAACUCAUCUUUCAUACAAUCUGUUGGGGGAGAAUCUCAUGAAAUAAACUCUGCCUACCAGGCAAGGUUUCCAUUAAAUUCAAGCUUACGAAGCCAAUUUUGUCUUGAAGUCGAUGCAUGUAUUACUGUUGGACAGUAAAACCCGGCUAUUCCAUCAUCAAGUCCAAGGCUGUGCAAUAGUCUAAUUAGUAUUGAGUACCAUUUCCCUUUUAUUUUUUCCAAUAAAAAAACAGUGGGAUGAAAAUUGCUUUGAUAUAUAGCAGGUAACAUUGAAGCUAUUCCAUAGCACUUAACUGUAGUGAAUACUGUGUCACCAAUUCUGAAAUCAAUUUAAUGUUUAAUGCAAAUCCAUUACAUGGUGCUAUUACAGGCUGGCAAAAUGAUUUACAAAAAUGUGACAACUUGGGCUCAAUUCACUCUGCUUUCCAACAAUGUAAAUGCAUAGCAGUGUUUAUCUGCAUGAGAACUAUGCACUAAUAUAAAUCUGAAAAAAAAAAAAGAAAUAUAUCAACUUUGGUAUCUACUUUCCGUUAACUUCAAUCCUUGCCUUUUUGGUCAUUAUUAUAAAUGCCAGCUUUAGGACAGAAAGAAAUAUAAGAAAACCAGCAUAAUACCUGAUAUAUUAAAAAUGUAGUGCCUGUGAAAUCUGUAUUAUAUUGCUCUUCUGAAGUAAGAUUUUUCUACACCAGUAGCCUUCGCUGUCUGUCAGAACCUUCUGAUAUAGGUGAUGUAAAAUAACCAAACAAUAUUAAUGCAUGCUAUUCCAUAAUGCUUAGUGAGCUGUAUGAAUAUUACUCAAAGUUAUGUUAGUCUUUUUUUCCCUCUGAUUUGGUUCUUGUCAGAUAGGUUUAAAGAUAUUUCACUGAGAACACAAUUCUGUUUUUCCUUGAUUUUGAGUGUUUUCAGUAUUUUGGAAAUACACAUUUAACUUAAAAUUCAAUUCAGUAUUAUUUGUGGGGGGCAUUCUUCACUUUCAAGGGCAGGUAUGGGGUUUGAAAUCCAUGCCUGGUGGUAUCUUUUCUUUGCUUAAGCAGCCUAAGAACUCUAAACGCUUAUCUCAGAAGAAGAAAAAAUCAAACAUAAGUCUUCAGUCGAAGCGACAAUUCUCAAACUUGGAACUGACAUUGAAAGUGUUUUCCUAAUGGACAGUGUUUAAACCAGGUACCCAUGCUUGACCCUGUUUCACACCAGACCUCCUUAUUUAACAGAAAUGUAUAAGAACUGUAAAACCAAACCUCAUAUGGCUAUUUACUUUCUGUGCACUGCUGUGCUCUCUCUCUCCUCUCCUCUUCUCUCUCUCUCUCUCUCUCUCUCUCUCUCUUUGUCAAAAUUCUGUAUAAACGUUGGACCCAAUUCAUGAGUGGUCACCAGGAAUUAACAUAGGAUUUUGGUAUUCAGGUUGGGGCUCCUUUUUAUCUCCCAGUCCAAAUGGUAUAGCUUUCUUUUUCUUUCCAAGAUGUUCAUUCAGCAUACUGCUUUUAUUUGAAAGCUGUCAGAGCAUUGCAGAAAGGCAGAGCAAAUCUUGGUCCCAUCCCUUGAAAAUGUUAAAGGUGUAGGACAUGGACAAUGGAAAAUGUGAGAUUAUAAGUAUUUAAGGAGCAUUUUGAUGCAGUCUAGACUGCAUUGGAGAACCGUUCCACAGAGCAAAGUAGAGUUCCAUUGGCUAUAGAGAAAUAGGUGAGAUUUUGCAGAGAGUUUGUUCUUUUUUCCAUAACGUUGCCUAAUGCAAUAUCAGAGGUGUUCAUUUGAUCCAUACUAGGCAACAUCUCUCUUUGCACCCACCCUAAACUUCCUGAUUUUAUUUUUAUCUUAAUUUUUUAAAUUUAAUCCUAGACGGAAAAAAGAAUCAACAUUAAUGGGAAGCAGGAAUGUUGCUCCUAGCAUGACAUUAAUUGACAAGGAAGCCUCUUUGGCCCAGACGGAAACUAUAACACGUUGAGGAAACAAGGGACAGAUCUGCCCAGUUUUUCUAGUGUAGCUCUAAAAAGGAUGAUAGGUCCAUUCUCGGUUGUUUGCCUUUUGUUGGUUCAUGAGAGUUUCAUAUCUGGCUUUGCUGCUAGUGUUGCAGCUCUUUUGUGAACACACAAGAUCAUUUCAUGGGACAUCUAGCCAGAGUGAUUUGGGUAUAUUUUCAAGACACUAGACAUAUCCUCUGACAUCCACCCAUCCCAAGUUAGCUACCCCUGAACUAAAUUGUUGGUGUCCUCAACCUUGAUUCACCCAUGAUUUCGAUCAAUCCUUUUUUUUCCUUUCCAAAAGAAAGGAAGAAACCAAGAAGAGUCAAGAUCUAAGGAAUGGGAGAAACAUAGACAGGAGAUCUGGCAAUAGGGUGAGAAUGGCCAUUCAAGUUGAGGAAAGAUUCUAUGUUCAUGUGAUCUUGGAGAGAACAAAUAUGGAACAGAGUAAUGAAGCUAAGAAGGCAAUCCUUCACAUUCUGCUGGGAAAAGGUUUAGCGGGUGUUUUUCCCCCCAAGGCUUGCAAAACAUGGUAGUGGGAUUAUUCUGCAAAUAAGAAUAUCUAUGAUAUAAUACCUGCCCUUGGCUUAUUUGUACAGUUAGCCAUUCACCAAUCCACUUACUCAGGUCUAAUAAUCAAACAUUUGAUUUUUCCGUCUUACGUAACAAUGCAUUCUCAUGUAAAGAUUUGCUGCAAAUUCACUUAAUCCUUGUUUUAAUAUCCCUGUGUUUCCACUUUUUUAUGAAUCGGGUCCCUUGUGCCUCUAGUAUCCUUGUAUUGAUCCUCAUAGUUACCAUUUUAGGUUUACUGUGUUCUGUGAAAAUUUGAAAUUGGUUGAGAAUCACUGUGGGCAUCCAUUCUUUUCAACUAAAUCUGCAGAUUUUUUUUUGAGCUGGUGUGAAUUAGUUUAACUCUUGUAUUCAACCAUUAGUGCUACCACCCUCUCACAUUACAAUACAAUUACUGGAAGCAAGUACUGCAUUUCCUAUGCAACAAAAAAGGAAAAUAAAAAAUUGCUAAUGCUAA
Thamnophis sirtalis is the source of this 9688-nucleotide messenger RNA. RefSeq names its product nuclear factor I A (gene NFIA). Gene Ontology annotation, molecular function: DNA-binding transcription factor activity, RNA polymerase II-specific; RNA polymerase II cis-regulatory region sequence-specific DNA binding. The record is from RefSeq and is a predicted model, not a curated record. Lineage: Eukaryota; Metazoa; Chordata; Lepidosauria; Squamata; Natricidae. Gene Ontology annotation, cellular component: nucleus. Gene Ontology annotation, biological process: regulation of transcription by RNA polymerase II.